This is a messenger RNA of Schistocerca serialis cubense, 952 nucleotides long. Its product is annotated as ADP-ribosylation factor-like protein 16. The transcript is spliced from 2 exons. Gene Ontology annotation, molecular function: GTP binding; GTPase activity. The record is from RefSeq and is a predicted model, not a curated record. Lineage: Eukaryota; Metazoa; Arthropoda; Insecta; Orthoptera; Acrididae. The coding region runs from base 122 to 682 and encodes 186 amino acids.
GUUGGUUACCAGUUGCUGAGUAAGAUCGCCUGCCCGUUGCGUUUCUUUCAGUCGCUCCAGAUGUCGACGGCCUGAGACAACGUUUGAAGUCAGUAAUUGAUUGUGUAGUGUACUUGUUUCUAUGGUAACAGUAACGGGUGUUUCGUUGCGAUCGUUAGGAAACUGUUGUAAAAUGUAUAUCUGCCUCGGUCCAACUGGUGCUGGAAAAACGUUAUUACUUAAGCGGUUGCAAAACAAAGAAGAAAUUGAUGUGACUUCGAGUACAGUCCCUACAGUGGGACUAAACAUCGUCCCAGUCAAAUUAUCGAGCCAAAAAGAAAUAACAAUAAGAGAAAUCGGGGGAAUAAUGGCACCAAUGUGGAGGAAUUAUUACCAGGGAGUGAAGAAAAUUAUUUAUGUAGUUGAUGCGAGUAAUUUAUGUCAAAUUUCAGCAGCGGGUGUGUUGUUGUACUCUAUUCUUGCAGAACCAUGUCUGAAACAUACGAAGGUGUUGCUUGUUCUAUCGAAAAUGGAUGCUUCAUACAGACAGAUGAGGAACGAGGCGUUACUUAUUUUGCAAUUAAAUCGGCUGAAAAAAGAAAUAACACAAGAGAUAACAGUUGUUGAAACGAGUUCAAUAACAGGUGAAGGAAUCGACAGAGUUAUGACUUGGUUACAAGGUGCCCGGCAACAGAAGAAAUAAAAUGUUAGCAGAAAUACUUUCCUUGCUCGGAUCUGUAUAGCAUUCCACAAUAAUGAGCACCAUGGACGGCCUAAAUGGCGAACUUUUACGUCUUAAUUGUUAUUAGAGCAGACAACAGGACAAUAAUUGAAAACAAGUGAAAGUGGUCAUAAAAUCCAUUUCAGUGUUAACACACCCACGAACUGAGUACUACGUAAUCAUGAUUGCGUGAGAAUUAAGUAUCAUAUAGUUUUGAGUCAGUAAAUAACAUACGGGCUGUAAUUGUGCAAU